AUGGCAUAUAGUCAAUCCAAAGUUGACGAGAUCGAGAAGCGCUUUCAGCAGUUUAUGCAGUGUGAAGAUGAGGUGGAAAAGGAAUUGCAGGCUAUCUAUGAAAGCCUUCUAGAUGAAGUUUUGAUGGGAUUCGUUUUUGAUUCACAUAAAAAUGCCAAACUAGGUAUCGAUGAUGCCGAAAAAGGUAUCUCAGAUGGAGAUUUUUCUGCUACUAAUGUACCAGGACUGGACUUAAUGGGUAACCCAAUGAAAGUUCCGCAGGUAAAAUGCACAUGUCCACACUGCGAACGAGAUGUCGGAGCCAACCAUUUUGCGAGGCAUAUGGAAAAUUGUUUCGGCCUGGGAAGGAAUUCCGCGAGGACAGCAUCGCGUCGUAGUACCACCACCGUCAAGUACACAGAAUCCGAAACUGUCAGCAGCGACGAUGAGGACGACGACUGGGAUAAGAGUAAGAAACGCAAACAUAAAUCCACGAAGAAUCCAGCCAAAAAAAGGAAGUAA
Messenger RNA from Phymastichus coffea, 501 nucleotides. RefSeq names its product SAGA-associated factor 11 homolog. Gene Ontology annotation, molecular function: transcription coactivator activity. Gene Ontology annotation, cellular component: SAGA complex; DUBm complex. The transcript has 2 exons. The record is from RefSeq and is a predicted model, not a curated record. Gene Ontology annotation, biological process: regulation of transcription by RNA polymerase II; positive regulation of DNA-templated transcription. The coding region runs from base 1 to 501 and encodes 166 amino acids. NCBI's taxonomy places the organism in Eukaryota, Metazoa, Arthropoda, Insecta, Hymenoptera, Eulophidae.